Messenger RNA from Marchantia polymorpha subsp. ruderalis, 3035 nucleotides. The record is from the annotation of a GenBank genome assembly. NCBI's taxonomy places the organism in Eukaryota, Viridiplantae, Streptophyta, Marchantiopsida, Marchantiales, Marchantiaceae.
GUCGCCAGGUAUAGCAGGCCGAAUUCACGAUUCGCCACGUGGCGAAACGUCUAGGGUUAGACCUUAAACCCUAGCGCCAUACCGAGAGCAGAUUGCAACUUGCAACUUGCAACUUGCAAGCAUACAUCACACUCCCUCGACAGAUUCGCCCGCACGCUUUUCGAGUGGAGGUCUUCGCCCUGGAGCGAUUCAGAGUUGGUGUUAAUCUCCUCUCUGCCAUCCAAGGUUUUGUGCUCGAAUCGAAUCCGAGGGCGUGUGGCUUCGAUCUGCCGGGAUUUCGCCAGAUACGGCAUGGUCCAGUGGGUGGUGAUACUGCAUGGGCGUGCGGUGGGUUUGCAAUGCAAUGGCGAUCCGUGUUUCUUUUUCUUCGGCAGGGAGACAGAUUGAACAUGUCAACGCUGCUGUCUCGCAGUAAGGCUGUCGCGCCUUACGAUGUUAAUUCGAUGCCUUUGGGGCGGACGGGUGAUCGCACCGUCUGAUAAUUAUUCUUUGGAAGGUGAUACUGACGGUAGUCUCCCAGAGGUACCCAGUGGUGCGUGUGGCUUGAUAUACACAUGUACUCGUGGUACCGGACGUUCUAAUGUGAACCCCGUCGGUAGACAUUGUCGCCAGUGUGGUUUUGGCCACUGAAGUUAUCCUUUAGUGCCCGUGGCAGUAGCUUCAUUCGGAAUGGUUCAGAUUCUCGACGCUCCAGCGAGGAGCAUGGGCAUUUGGCUGAUAGUCUCAAGACAUUGAGGUGACAAUCUUUCGCGUCGCCUCAAAUGAUGAACAUCAUGGAGCAGCAUUUGGAACACCUGGAUAGUUUGGAUCAACUUGACACGGAAACUGGGAGUGAUUCGGAUAUGCUGGCAUUGACUCCAGCUCAAAGCGGACAAGAGCGUAAGUCUCGUCGAGGGGGAAGGCCGAGGUCUCUAGUUUGGCAACACUUUAUUGUGUCUGGUGAACGCACUGACAAGAGUCGGCGCUUCAAUGUUUGCUGCAAAUCAUGUGGCAUAGACAUGGUGAGCCGUCUUGGGACAAUGGAGAAACACAUCGCUUUCGAAUGCGAAAAAGCAGAUCCAGAUGGAAGAGUCAAAAUUCAGGAAAGGUUGGCUGUUAAAUCCGCUCAGAUCAUCGGACAUGCUGCUAAACGAGUGAAGAAGGAAGGACGGCGAAAACUUUUUGAGGUUCUGCCACCACACGGGACAGCCCUCUCGUUUCUUCCUGAAAGAGCAUGAUGUACAGGUUUCGCAUUGUGUAAUUCGACACAUUUGGUCAAGCCUCGCUACUGUUCCCUGUCACGGUGCAUGAAAGAGACUUCGAACGAGAUUUUGCUGGAACGACGUACAUCCCCAUCUAUGUCAUGCUCCCUCUGAACACCAUCGACGAAAACAAUGAAGUCUCUGAUCCAGAGUUUCUCAAAUAUGACUUAAGGGCGUUAAAGUCAGUAAAUGUAGAUGGCGUAAUGGUGGACUGCUGGUGGGGGUUGGUAGAGGGGAAAGCACCUCAACACUACAAUUGGAACGGUUACAGGCAGCUCUUCAACAUCGUUCGUGAGGCGGGAUUAAAGUUGCAGGUUGUCAUGUCAUUUCACCAAUGCGGUGGGAAUGUGGGAGAUGACACAAAUAUCCCUAUACCAUCCUGGGUGUUGGAUAUAGGAGAGAAAAAUCCCGACAUUUUUUUUACCGAUCGUCAAGGUGUUAGGAACCCCGAAUGUCUUUCAUGGGGUGUAGAUAAAGAACGUGUGCUUGCCGGCCGUACUGGUCUCGAGAUCUACUACGACUUCAUGAGGAGUUUUCGGUCACAAUUUGAUGAGUUUUUUGAGGACGGAACUAUAACAGAAAUUGAGGUUGGUUUAGGGGCAUGUGGAGAAUUGAGAUAUCCUUCAUAUCCCGAACGACAUGGUUGGAAAUAUCCAGGCAUCGGUGAAUUUCAGGUUUACGACAAAUAUUUACAAAAGAGCUUGACGAAGGCAGCAGUACAACGUGGACAUGGUGAUUGGGCUAGAGCUCCAGAUAAUGCCGGAGAGUACAAUUCAAGACCGCAGGAUACAGGUUUCUUCAGGGAUGGUGGUGAUUACGAUAGUUAUUAUGGACGUUUUUUCUUAAAAUGGUACUCGCAAGUUCUGAUAGAACAUGGAGACAACGUCUUGACCCUUGCAAACCUCGCGUUUGAAGGUUAUAAGAUUGCUGCUAAGGUUUCCGGUAUCCAUUGGUGGUACAAAACAGCCAGUCAUGCUGCGGAGCUUGCCGCAGGAUUUUACAAUCCGUCCAACCGUGAUGGAUACGCCCCGAUAGCUGAAAUGCUUGCAAAGCAUAAGGCUGCGUUAAAUUUUACUUGCGUGGAACUUCGUACUAGUUCACAAGAAGAAGGUCAUCCUGAAGCUAUGGCGGAUCCCGAAGGGUUAGUUUGGCAAGUAUUGAAUGCAGCUUGGGAUAGUAACAUAUCAGUGGCAAGUGAGAAUGCACUUCCUUGUUACGACAGAGAUGGCUACAAUAAGAUAUUGGAGAACGCGAAGCCUUUGAAGGAUCCUGACGGUCGACACUUGGUCGCCUUCACCUAUUUGCGGUUGAACCCUACUUUGAUGGAAGACAGCAAUCUGGAUGAAUUCGCUCUUUUCGUGAAGAGACUUCACGGGGAAUCUAUUCACUGAAGGUCUUGAAUUCAAAAGCGUGAGGUUAUAGAGCCUCCAGAAAGUGGAAAGGUGCCCUUUAGAAGCAACGCUUGUGGUCGGGAAGACCUGUAUAUACUCUACUGGUGGAGGCUACAGACCGGAUUGUAUCACUGCAUCUUAGGACUGUAAAAUACCCAUUAUUUCUUGUUGUAGUGUGAGUAUCAUGCUCCAGCGUUCUGCAAUUACAUAAUCUGAGAAAGAUUAGAUAGGCCGAUACUGCACCUCAAAAGCAGGAGAAUCCUGUGUUGUAAUGAGAUAGUAAGGGAAGUGUGGAAGAGAAUGUUCAAUGGCAGGUCAUUUUUUAUAGACUACACUUCUUUCAUUUGGGAAAGGUACGGAGCUGUAUUGAAGGUGAAAUGGAAUCGAAAGUGAAUGUAUGAUU